GUCUCAGUGGACAGUUUCCUCUAUGUCCAUACACUGACCAUUCAACUUCCAGUAAACUUAUUUUUUUAGCAUAAAGUGAAGGUUGUCACUACUGGCAAACAACAAACAGGUCAGGUCUAACUGUUAUAUAUGUCGGUAUGGCAAGGGGUAUAACUUUGGUUUUAAUUUGUGUGAUCUGGCAUACAGUUGUACCAUUGACAAAAUCCACAGAUUGGUAUGAAGAUGAAACAGAUGAUUAUGAAGACCCCAGUGAUCCAAAUAUUGUGGAUGAACAGGAAGCACUAGAUCUGAAUGCAGACUGGAUAUUUGAAGAUUCUGAAGAAGAAGAUCCUUGUUCAGUCAAUCCUUGUGAAAAUGAGGGCACCUGUGAAACAAAUGGCUCAAACUUCAAGUGUUACUGUCAUCCCCUUUAUACAGGAAAGACAUGUCACAUCGUGAACAAUCCCUGUCAGAAGAAUACAUGCAAGCAUGGAGAGUGUGUCCUUAACAGUACACCACCAUACCACAAGUGCAAAUGUGACUACCCUUUCAAGCCACCAAACUGCAGACACCGGGUGUUCACCUGUUCAAGAAACCCUUGUAAAAAUGGAGGACAUUGCAGAAGGGGAAAAACAAGGAGAUCUUUCACUUGCGCCUGUCCAAAGAAAUUCACAGGCAGAUUUUGUGAAGUAGGUGUUAAUGACUGUUAUUUCGGAAAUGGUGAAAACUACAGAGGCAAUGUUAGUACAACAGAACAAGGGAAGACAUGUUUAUACUGGAGUUCGCACUUGCUUCUAAGGAAAAAUAUCAAUAUAUUUGGGGAGCAAGCUGAAGAAAAUGGACUUGGAGAUCACAGAUUUUGUAGGAAUCCUGAUGAUGAUGCAAAACCUUGGUGCUUUUUUAAAGAUCGAAGUGGAAGACUGAAGUGGGAUUUUUGUUCAAUCUCUCAAUGUGAGAGAGCACCUAUUGUCAUGCCUGAGAGUGCCCUUGAAAGUGAGACAGUCCCUGCAACAGAACGUCCUCAAACCUUUGAAAGCUGUGGGGAAAUAGUACCUUCCAGAAGAAAUUUAGCUCGUAUCUAUGGUGGAAUGAAGACACUACUUGGCAAACACCCUUGGCAAGCAUCUUUACAAUUAAAAACUCAUAUAGGUAUUUAUGAGGAAGGACAUCAAUGUGGAGGAGCCUUGAUUGCACCUUGUUGGGUUCUAACUGCAUCCCACUGCUUGGAGGCAAGCACGCAAGCCAAGCAUUAUCAAAUAUUACUCGGGAAACAUAAUUUACAGCACACAGAACUCAAUGAGCAGAAGUUUGAUGUUGAGCAAAUUAUUGUACAUCCCGAAUAUGAAGAGACAGACACAGCUUUGUACAACGAUAUCGCCUUAGUGAAGUUGAAAAGUGUUGAUGGCUGGUGUGCCAAGGAAACCAAAUAUGUCAAAGCAGCGUGUCUGCCAACUGGUAAUUUACCUCUCAGCUCUGAUUGCCACAUUUCAGGAUGGGGUUUAACAGAAAGAGGAAACAGUUCAGAUUAUUUAUUGGAGGCAUCUGUAAAACUAAUAUCUCAACAAUCUUGCAAUAGAGUUAUGUCUUACAAUGGUGUCCUUGAUGAAUCCAUGCUUUGUGCAGGAAAUUUAGAAAGAGGUGGCGUGGAUGCUUGCCAGGGUGACUCAGGAGGACCACUGACCUGUUUGAAAGAUGGACGCUAUCAGGUCUAUGGAGUAGUGAGCUGGGGAGAUCGCUGUGGAGUGAAGAAUAAACCUGGUGUUUAUGCCCGUGUCACUAAUUUCCUUAAUUGGAUUCAAGGAAUAAUUAACUAGUUUUUAAUUUUUCAACAUGGGAAUGAAAUCAAGAUUUAAAUUUGGAAGCUUGACUAUAGUUUGUAUUACUUAUCCUGUAUAUUAAUUGUUUUUAAAAUAUAACUAAAUCAUGUAGAUAUUUUUCAAAGAAUACCUUGAAAGAUAAGCCCUGUUUAUAACGUAUCACCCCAGCUGGAAAUUACAAUAAUAAUUCAAAAGUUAAUAUAUUAAGCAUUUCCAUUUAGAUAUGACAGAGGAAGAGAUGGAAUAUAUAUCUCCAUACUGAUUUUUGAACAGCUGAAAAAUAUUUUAUAUUGCAACUUUAAUAAAUUGAAGCACAUUAAUUAUCAUUUCAUUUACUUACACUGUGUUUAACCAGGCAUAUUAUAUAAUAAUUUUCAUUACAACACUCAGACCACUUCAUGAUAGGAGAACCUAUAACAGUUGGAAUGGUGACUGUCUACCAUUUAUUCUACAAACACUCAGAGCGCUCAUAAUAAGCCUCUAUCUUUGCUACUUUAACAAAGGAAUAAACAGCGCAAAAAUCUCCCAAAGUUGUGAAGUGACAAUUUAAUGUACUAAAUAUUUGAGAAUAAUAAGAAUCUUUUUACAGUUGACCAUUAUGACAACCUAUUUCUUUAUUUGGCAUCUGAAAUAUAAACAGAAAACAAUGGAAACCCACACCAACUCAAUUGAUAUGCUUUAUUUCAUUAUGUAAGUAAUUACUUUCUCUUUAAAGUCUUUGAUGCAUCUGAUCAGUGUCGACAAAUGAUGUAGAUUUGAUUGAAAUAUUUCCAAAGUUUCUGAUAAACAUCAUUAUCAUUUCUGGUUCUAAGGUUUCAGACAAAUGCAAUAGUGUCCAGCCGUCUGUUUUGUUUUCAAAAUUAUAACAACUAAUUCUGGUUAAAACUGCUUUUAAACCCUUUCCUACAAUGUUACUGUUGCAUUGCGCCCCAAGAAAUAGAUAUAACAAGUCAGCCCUGCAUAAUAGGGAAUAUUAAAGUUUAACUUUGUCAAAGGAUGAUGUGAAGUUUGAGGAACUGACUGUAUUUAUUGCUUUGCUAGAUACUUCAAGACCUUGACCACUGUAAUUACAUUGUCUUUCAACAGUAUCAUGAAAAAUCUGUCAUUUUUCUCAGCAGUGAACUCAAAGGCAAUCCAAAGUGUCGGUUACAAUUAUUGCACUCUAAUGCAACCAGAAUUAAUAGCAGUCAUCAUAAUCAAUUUGUUAAAAAUACAGAGCUUUAAGCCUGACAGGAUUGCAAACAUUUUUCACCUGCUCUCAUGGGUUAGGUGCUUUACUGGAAUAAUUAUAAAUGAAUAAUACCUGUUAUCAUUUAUCAUUGCUGCCUUAUGUGUUCUGCUGUAAAUUUUACUGCCCAGGUAAAACCUAUCAGACCUUUCAGAUAGAUGUUAUAGGGGCCAGUAACUGUAUCCUGGCUGCUUCCCAAAUACAAUAUAUGACACAAAGCCAGCAUUACACAUGUUGACCUCAACGGUAGCCUUCAGAACACAACUGCAAGGAAGGAAUGCAAGCCGUGAUGGUGUCAGUUUAAAACUGACGCCUAAUGCAUUAGAUUCGAAGGAAAAACUCUUGGAAGGGCAGACGAGCUGGCACAUUUACCAGCCAACGGCAACAGACCGCAGUCAAUCCUGCUUCCAGCUGUUGCACACCUCAUUAUGCCAUGAGCACCAGAUGGGCAAGGUCAAGGAAGUGGAAAGGCUGCUGCAUAACCCCUCCUCCACUUAAGGAAAAUUUAUGCAUAGCCCUCUCAUCAUGAUCGUCUUUGCUUUGAAGUGGCUUGCAUUAAUUAUUUUAGAAAUGGGCACAGGAACUACUGAAUUCCAGGAAUGCAUUCAGAGAAGAUCAAACAAACUGGCAUACUUAUAGAAAUUUUAAUCAAGCGCCCUGGAAGUGGAGCACAUGCUCCCAUUCAGAGGACAGAGGCUCAGUUCCUUUCUUGUCCCUUCUGUCAGUAGCUGAGCACAGUUCCUGUGCUUUUUAAGUCAUAUCUCUGCAAUCUUAGUCUUCCUCCUGUUUAUAGACUGCUGAGGGUCCUGAACUUCACACAGUGCCAACAGUAGUUGCUCAAAUGCUUAGAUAUUGAAGGAUCUUACUGUUUAAAUCUGGUCAAUGACACUUCUAAAACAGUUUUAUGUGUUUCAUCCUGUCUGGAAGCGAUUCACACCUGUCUGGGGUGAUUCUUAUUAUCUCUUUGCCUGUUUCAUGCAUUGUCAACAUCAUGCAAGAUUAAAUAUCAUCUACUUGUG
This is a messenger RNA of Pristis pectinata (smalltooth sawfish), 4043 nucleotides long. Its product is annotated as hyaluronan-binding protein 2-like. The record is from RefSeq and is a predicted model, not a curated record. The transcript is spliced from 13 exons. Bases 138 to 1793 code for a protein of 551 amino acids. Lineage: Eukaryota; Metazoa; Chordata; Chondrichthyes; Rhinopristiformes; Pristidae. Gene Ontology annotation, molecular function: calcium ion binding; serine-type endopeptidase activity. Gene Ontology annotation, biological process: blood coagulation; proteolysis.